AUGGCGAAAUUCGUACUGGCAGGUACUCACUAUCCUAUGGGACAGUUAGCUGUAGGCAGCAUACAAUCAGAACUGUUGCUAUUUUGGUUUUUUUUUUUAUGUGCUAAUUUUGCCAUUUGAAUUUUAAUUCAUUACACUUCUGAGUUUAGUAAAUAAGCCUCAAAAUAGCUGAUCUGGGAAAAUGAUUUAAUGGAACACUCAAGUGUUAUUUCUAAUGGUCUAGUGUUUCUGUCCCUAGGACUGGUGGUCCCCAUACUAUAUCCAUAAAAAGUUAUACAAAUAGUAUUUUACUUACUUUUUCCCAGCGCCAAGGCUACCAGCGUUGCUUACCUCUUUCCCUCCAGCAGCAUCAUAAAGGAGGCAUGGCAUCCUCUGGAGUCGGUCCAAUUCAAUGCUCCUCUAUGAUGAGAACUGGGGAUCCAAUGCGCAUGCGCAGUGAGUGCCACAUAGGCAUCACAUUUUUCCAUAGGAAAGGUUACUUGGUUACUGCAGCAGAAAGCGCCUUCCGUGGCUGUCAAUAUGUCCUCUACUAGAGGUGUCUUUAACCCUGCAAAACAUUUUGUAAAAAACUUAAUUGUAUUAAACUACAGGAUUAAACCUAGAGGAUGACUGGCCACUUCAAGUAUUAAGAAAAUUGGGCAGACUAGAUGGACCGAAUGGUUCUUAUCUGCCGUCAAAUACAGUCAGAGUUCAUCACAAGACCACAGACAACCGCACACAUACAUAACACUACAGGCAGCCCAUAUACCCACGCAAUACCACAAACAAUCCACAUACACACCCAUAACACAACAGACAGCACCACACACAUAAAUAUCACAAAUACCACACACACAUAAAUGACACAGCAGCCCAUAAUUACUCACACAACAUAACAAACAGUCCACACAUAACCCUACAAACAUCCCCAUUCAACACCACAAAGCCCUACACACACACACACACACACACUACCACCAUAUACUCUCACAUAACAUAUACAAUGCAUACCACCCAUACACAUACACAACCCCAUGCACAGGCCACAUGUACACACAGAAAACCUCACUAAGCAGCCACUAUAUCCAGACACAAGACAUACACAAUUCACCAACACAGAAAACCGUAAAGGGACUUCAAAACUUUCCUUAGGCUCAGCACUACCAAAAAGUUACCUACUACUAAUUUACUAUAUGCUUUAUUGUUAUGUCAUUUCUACAUUAUAGUAUUAUUUAGGGUUAUAAUUCUUUAAUCAUAUGACAGUACUAGGAUAUGCAUAUCAUGAUUUGCCCCAAAUUGGUGAACGUUACACCCCAGAUUAGCUUGACAAAUGUAGAUGCCAAACCUUAAUUUAUUGUAUUUGUUGUCUAUUAAUGAAUAAAUAAAUUAACUAAUAAUAAUAUUAACAUAUUUUUAUUCUAAUAAUCACAGGAAAAGCAGACUGUCCAUAUUAUGCCAAAGCAGAACUUCUUGCGGAUUAUCUUCAGAAAAAUCUUCCCCACUUCAGAGUGCACAAAAUUACACAACAUCCUGAUUAUUGGGAGGUGAGACAUUAUUGAGAAGUAACAUUAUUUUAUAACUUAUGUAAUCACCAUUAGUUUGGAGACUUGUUGUGCAUCAUCAAUGUAUCUCAUUGAAGAUAACAUAGCUCCAAACACAGCAAGUCUGAAUGCAUAUGUGUCAACUUACCCAGAAUGCCUUGUGGAACAUCAAAAUAGACAAAGGAUAACCAUAUUUCUUAUAGCUCCCUUAGCAAUGACCUGCUGUUUUAUAGCAUAACAUUUUAAGUCAGUGUUUGUUUUGAAUCGUGGGUCGAGUGAACCAUUGCCUAUAGCCAUGGACUGUGUUGUUUUAUUCUACUAGGAUUCCACUGCAUGGCAAAGCUUUCGCAGAGAGUCCUGUGUUGUAUCUCAGGCCUUGCCUGCCACUAACUACCUCAGCAGUUUAUAUUUAUGAAGAAAGAGGGAUUAACGCACAUGCUUUAGAUUUCUCAAGACAAUAUUCUCAAAUUAAAAAAGCAGAGAGAAAAAAAGUUACCUGCGCUCUCUCCUAAAUCCCUAUGUAUAUUUAAACAAAUGGAGGUUAUUUAGUUACUCCAAUGGCCAUUGGAGGGAAUGCCCGCCUGCCACAUCAAGGCAGACCUCUCUGGUGGGUCCUACACUAACCUUUCAGUUUGCUUCCUUGAGCUUCUGGCAAAGAUAUAACUUUUUUUCUUUGUUUUUUUACUGUCUGUAUUGGGGCUGAUGUGUACUAUGGUCGUUGAUGCCGCCUAGGAGUGUUGGGAGUUUGAGCGCAGGACUUGUUUUUUUUGUAAUUAAAAAAGCAGACUGAUGCAUGUUCACAUUUUGUUUUCUAGCAAUGGUUAGCGGAGUUGUGUCUAAACAAUGGCUGGAAACACAAGAAAUCCCCCAUAAUUUGGAGAGAGCUUUUGGAUCGAGGAGGAAAGGGCUUGCUUAUCGGGGGAUUUAAUGAGUUCAUGGAACAUGCUCAGGUAAACCUGGAACAGUGAAAACAUGAAACACUGCUUAUAGUGGCCUACAAGGUUCACUACAGUGAGAACUCAAAGUGAAUUUCAGAAUUAAGACCAAAAUAGUUUUAUUGGAAAACAUUUCUGAGUCAGCUAUGCUUUCGGUUCAGUUACUUUGGCCUUAAAUUUCAAAAUGCUCUUUGAAUUCUGUCAGACAUAUUAUGCUUCACUUUAGUGUAUAAUUUGAUGUGUGAAUUGUUGUUUUUCUUUGGAUUCUCCAGCUCCUUAGUAAAUGUUGUGUACUUAUUAUUGGGUGUAUGAAGGCUGAUGUCUGUCAUUAUCGACAAUUAUAUAUGUAUAUAUUAUUUCUAUAGCCCUAAGACUGCACACUGUAUCAUACACUUGAGAUUUUUUUUAUUUAUUUUUUAAAUAAAAAUUUUGCAUAAGACCUAAUAUACACUAGCAAGAGAAAGUAUUAUGACUUAAUAUGCCUACACUUUUUAAAAUUAGAAAUAUCAUAACAGGAACAAGGAAACAAGAAACAGAGAAUGAAAAAAAGGAAAAUCAAUAUAUUUUUCAUAUCAGUGAAUAAUUGUCCCCGGGUUUUAUGAAGUGACCGAAGAGUUAUAGACUAAACUUGUUAAAGGGUUACUCCUAGAAUCUUAACCACUACAUCCUUUUAUGAUACCAGCGGCACCCUGGCCCAGUUGCCGGUAAUGGGGCAAAAUGUUUAAUAAUGGUUUGCUUGCUUACCUAGGUCCCUGCUGGAUUCCAAUGUGACAAGCUUCUAGCAUCUGCAGUAGCCGGAAGCCGCUGGGAUCGACAUUUCUUGACUGAGAGUGUCAGCUGACUGCUCUUAGCCAAUGACUGAUACUCUGUGCAACAAAAGUUGCACAGAAAUUUCCAGGCUGGCUAAUGACACCCCUAUGAAACUACUGGAGGUGGAAAUUAACCAGUAGAGGAGUUAAUCUCUGUGUUAGCAGCAUAUCAAAGUGAAAAGCUGCGUUUACAGACCCCAGGCACCAUAACCACUUUAAAGCACUGAAUUACUCAUGGUGCUUGGAGUAUCCCUUUAAUUUAUGCAACAUAUUUUUUUGCAGGAUCUUAAAGGCACACUCGAGGCAUAUUCCUUCCCUUUUCUCUUAUGUUUGUCGGACACCUUUCUCACAAAUAAAAAAGUGAAAAAAUUAAAAAUUAAUUUGAAACUUGCCUGUAACCCAGCACAGUCUCCAUGCUGCAGCUUCCCACUUCUUCUGAAAUCAUCAGUGUUUAUGAUUUCAGUCCAAUCCAAUCCUUCUCACAGAGAAGCAUCGUGAACCAAUGGCUUAUGCACAACAGUCUGCACUCUGCCAGUCUAAAGCUUCCAAUAGAGAAGCAUUGGAUCCAUUUAGUACUGUUAGCAGCGAACCUUUCAAAUUGACGAUCUUCAACUGAAGUGCUUCUAGUGGCUGCCAUCUUGAUUUUGGACAAAUGUAAACAUUGCUGUUUCUAAGACAUAUAUCUAGCUUGCAACUAAAUAUGAAGUAUUUAGUUUGCAAAUUACCUUGACAAAUGUCCAGCCACUCAUCAGAGGCUUACGUACAUCUAAAGUCCAAGCUCUCUCUAAUCUAAUAAGCAAGUGAGGCUACUAUACAUAGCAGAAAUAGAACCUUUUGGAAGAGACCUUGAAUGCAUAGCUUUGUGAGGGGAAGAAAGAUUAUUGCAGCUAUAGCAUUAUACCAUAUCCCAAGUUAACAUGCAUGGCUAUGGAGUUGUAAAUAUUUGAAAAAGUCUCUGAUGGACACGCAGGCCAUAGAACACAGUAUUUCCAAAAAACAUCUAAGUUAGUAAACACUAUUACCUGCAUUCCUGGCGGUUUCAUAAAAUAGGGAUCAUUAAAGAUGGGCUUGUUAAAUCACCUUUAUCAGACAGGCAGUAUAAUAUUCCAAUAUUCCUGGCUUAACUUAAGGCGGAUAGCUUUUGGCUCUCAUGAACGAGGUGACUUCCAAUAGUUUUCUUAAGCUACCUGUACAAAGGAUCUGCUCAUUGACUGAGAAUGUCAGCUGAUCACCCUAAUCCAAUGAUUUAAGCCCUGCAUCUCAGGGUUUAGCUCAGUGCAGAGAGCUUUCAGCUCUUAUGUUGAAGAUGUCUGGUGCUCAGUUGACCCCAGGUUAGUUGUCAAACCAUUACCAGUCAGUUUGAUUGCUUACAUUUGGAGGGCUGGGGGUGUGCCAGGCACUCCUGGCAACAUUACCACUACAAUGCUCUGUAGUAGUUAUGGUGCUUGGAGGUUCCUUUAAGGAUGUAGAUUUUUGCUUUUUGCAACUGUAUCCAAAACUGUUUUAGAACAGAGAGCAUAAGGUUUGACUCUAAAUCCACCUAUCUGCAUUGGAAUAUGGGGUCAUUUUUUUGUAUCUUUGCACCUCUGUUCUGAUACUGUCAUUUUAAUUGCAUGCAUUUAAUGGGGACAUGUUUCGGUAUUAUUUUAAAAAAUUUCUUUUGCAAAAAUAUGUAGAAAUCCUCAGAAAAGCUUCUACAGAAUAUAUAUUCACCAAUUAAGGCCCAACGGAAUUUCAUGCCACUAUCAUAAUCUGGUCUAUAAAGACCCUGUUCAAGCAUACUAGGUCCUCUCAUUUAGCACUAGCAGCGCUACACAGCGUCGCUGUCACCAAACAUUUUAAUAUGGAAUAGAUUUAGUACAAUUGUACUGUUAUUGGAACUUAGGGGUUAAACAUUAUACUAUAUUGCUUAAGCCAUCUUCGAGUGUGAGCACUAAAAGUCUAAUAACUCAUUCAACAGUUCAUGGCACAAUCAUCAUUUGCUGGCAAAUAUAAAUAGCGUGAAAUAGAAUUUGAUUGGUGCUCACUAAAGUUAAAAUAGACUAAAGAAUAUUGCAGGCAGCAGUAUAUUAUACCAGGAUUCCCAGACCUGGUGAAAUAGUAGGUGAUGAGAAAAUAUAUAUAUACCGAGCCCAAUCUAAGUAGUACUACUCUUAUACGUACAUUAGUCUGGAUUUUAUAUGAUCAUUGGUCUUUGAGUAUUGGCAACACAAUUGACCUAAAAAAAAUACCAAAUAAAACAAUGAUAGUGCAGCACAGUAUAUAUUUAUAAAUAGUGUGUUUAGUUCUUGUGUAGAAUACACUCACAUUCGUUAGAGCUAAUUUACAGCUCUGCUGUUAUUUUGCAUGGACGGCAUAAUCCCUGUUUUAGAAUGUGAGUUGGUCCAAACGAUACAGACACUCCAAAUGGGAUGUAGUAUACAGGGUAUAUGUGGAAGUAAAUAAAAGGCUCCAAUGGUGACGUAAGUACUUAACAACCAGAUAUGAAUAAAGAAAUGUAUAAUCCCCACCAAUGGAUAUAGUAGUACCAGGAAGCAGAAUGAUUAAUUAAUAGUGGAAAGGUAAGUCUAUAUUAAAGUUUAACUUUUAUUAAACAAGAACAUUUAAACAGCUCUAACGAAUGUGAGUGUAUUCUACACAAGAACUAAACUCACUAUUUGUAAAUAUAUACUGUGCUGCACUAUCAUUGUUUUAUUUGUAAUUUUUAGGUCAAUUGUGUUGCAAAUACUCAUACCAAUGAUUUUAUAGGAUCCAUACUAAUGUACGUAUAAGAGUAAUACUACUUAGAUUGUGCGCCAUAUAUAUAUUUAUAUAUAUAUAUUUUCUUUUCACAUAAAUAGAUAUAUAAAUACAUAUCUAGUUGCUUUUGUAGUUUUUCUGUACCAAUCAGCAUGGCAGGCCUAGUGCUGGAAUGAGUAUAAGCAAUGUUUCACGAAAGAGUCCCUUUAAUUCUCAGUUCAGAGACAAUAUAAUUGUUUAUAUAUAACCUGAAAUAUAUCAUUUUUUCUAGGAUUAUUAUAACGUCACGUCCGCAAUGGUGAGUGCACAAAUGAAGGAAAUUGCUUCUGAGAACUAUGAGACUCACAUUGAAAUUCAAAGAGAAGAGGAACACAUUAAAAACAGUUUUAACCCUUUACAUGUCUGGAUAACUAGGUACGAGUAAAAAACACUUUCUAAAAUAAUCUAAAAAAAUAAUUUAACAGCACAAUAAAAAACAUGCCGAAUAAUCUCAUCCAAAAAUAAAAUGUAUUUAGAGCAUUUAAAAUAGAAAUCUAAAAAGUAGAAUUCUCCAAAAGACAUAUCCUGUGCGAGGGGUUGUAUUGUUUCCAUCAAUAACUUUCGCCUCCAAACACAACAUUCUAAACUCUUUUCUAUCCUCAUCCCACUUGCUCUGCUGCUUUUGAUACCAUUGAUUACCUGACUCUUCUCUCAACUUAGGCCAGUCAUGGUAUUCUUCCUUGCAUCAUCUCUAUCACUCCCCUUUCGCACACCAGAAAUGUAUUCCCCCAUCUCACCAUCGCCCCCCUCAUUUCAUAACCUUAUGAUCAUCUUUGAAUCACCACUUCUAAUAAAGAAUCUACUGUUACUCGUGACUAUACUUUUUACCUAUUUAAUAUACACAAAAUCCACCAACUACAGAUCUUCUCUUCUUCAAAACUCUACUUCCUCAUCUUCACCAGACUUGCUCACUGCAACUCCCUUUUACAUGUCCUUUGAAAAUACCCAAUAAUUCAAUUUCAACACAUCCACCAUGAUGCUGCCUUUAUAAUCCCAAACAUGUACAACUGUGCAAAUCUCUCCAUAACCUUGCUCCUUGUUACCGCUCCUCACUUAUCAUCUUCUAUACUCCUACCUGUCCUCUCUGAUCCCUUGUCUCCAUAUCGCUUGUCCAACCCCACAUCCAUGUGCUGCUGCUUGAUUCUGUUUUUUUUUUUUAACUUCUAGAUCCUUGCCACUGUAGAAUAUCAUUUUUCAUAUCCAUUUGGCCAAUUCACAUUCACCUCAUAUCUCUUCACUAAAGCCUUUACCAACACUUCAUAGCCCAAUCCCUUACUGGUCCAUCUCAGUUAAACUCAUCUAACCAUAUCCUUCUUAUUAGUCCCUACUCCUAUCAGUGUAAGCAUCACUGUGGACACAUGACCAAGCCUGCUAUGCAGAUUAUACACUGUUUACCUUCCUUCUUCACUGGACACAUUCUCCACCUUGUCUUCACUGUAAUCUUGCUUGAGAAGUAUUUUUUCAAUACGUCAUGCUCAUAAUCAGCCAAGCAGCCAACAUUAUCUCUCUAGGAUGUUUUUCAUAGCACUUUGUAGGAAGUGCUACAUCAUUGGAGUGUAGCUUAUUUCUCUACUCCCAUUAGCAGGGUUCUCUUAUCUUUUUGUAUCAGUAUGUCUUAUAAUGUCUAUAAUUUUUUAUUAAUUUAUGAAUGGCACUCGUUAACAGUGCUUUAUAAUAAAUAAAUAUCUCAAAUGUACUUCUAAUUUAUCUUUGUAGUGCAUUAUUGCCUCCAUGCUACAAUCUGAUUCCAAUUCUGGCCAGUGGAGAAAUAUUUGGGAUGAACAAUGAGAUUUGGUUGCAUUUGUUGGACAGCGCCCACUGCAUGGAUAGUCUUUCUGCUGUAAUUAUGGAAACCCAAGAUUUGGCAUAUCCGCUUCUCAGAAGAGUCACCAUGCACACAAUGGCUGAUGAUAUAUUCAAGCAGGCAAACGUUGUCAUUGUUCUCGAUAAUGCCAUUCCCAAGGUGGAUCAAUGUCCUGAAGAAUAUAUUAAAAUGGUAACCAGUGAAUGUGCGAAGUAUGGCGCGCUCAUUAAUCAGAAUGCAGACAAGGACGUGAAAGUGGUUGUGGCAGGAAGUAGCUAUGUAAACCUGAAGGCACUAAUAAUCGCAAGCAAUGCACCUUCCAUCAACCAGCAUAAUAUCGUGGCAUUGCCAACACAGCUGGAAUUUGAAGCUAAAGCUCUGAUAGCAAAGAAAUUGAACACACAAUCAGCAGGUGUGAAAGGAAAUUGAUUUUGUUUCACUAUUUAUUACAUAAGGUGCCAGCAUAUUCAUCACUAUAAUAUAAUACAAAUUAAAACAUAUGCAAUCAGGAACACAAAGGAACCAUCUUAUUCUAGAUUAAGAUAAGUCUUUACAAAUCUUAAAAGGCAAGAAGGGUUAGGUAUGAGAAGGUCAAGGUUUGUUAACUGAUGAAAAAACAGGCAGCAGAAACAUUAGGAGCUGAUACAAUACCUAAAACAAGUGGUCAAUAUUAGGGAUUUUAUAAAAGUUUGGAAAAUCUAGCAGAACAUUAUAAAUAAUGCAACCUUAGAGAAGUUAUGUGUGGGGGAGUUAAAUAGUGAAGUUUAGAGCCAAUAUUUUGCACUGUAGAAGAGAGGUAAAGGAGAUGAUAGUAGUGAUAAUUUGCGGUAGAGUUGUGGGAACCAUACCAGGUGAGAACUAAGGUUUUGUAUAAAUUCUUACAAAAAUCAAGAAGCCAUUGUAAAUAUAAACAGAUGCUGUUUAAAGAGGCAUGGUUAAGCAGGCUAAGUGUGGGCCAUUUCCUAAAUACAGGGCAAUAUGAUACAGUACAAACCAAUGUGAAAUAUGUAGAAACAGCUGAGUUGGUUGAUGAUGAAAGGAUGUUUGUUUUUUCUUUGCAUUUUCUGCUAAAAAGGUCUGCAUUAAUUUGGAGGUUGAGAGAUUGUGUGAGGAGCUAAAACAGACCCCAAAGUUGACAAUGAUGCCAAAAGGCAGGAAUCCUGGGUUCAAUGAAAAUUCAGAGGGACACAUUCAGAGGAGGAAAAAUCUAAAAUGCAUUUAUAAGCUUAAUACAUAACUAUUUUUUUACAUUGAUUAAAAAGUAAUUUAUGAAUACACAGAUAAUAUAAACGCAUACAGUCCUAUAAGUAAUUAAAUACAUACCCAUGGACAUUUAAAGUGACAGUUUACCUUGCUAAGGUAUUGAAGAGAUAUGAGGUAUUGAGUUUGGUUGGAAUAAAUGUUGAAAUUAAUACCUUCUGCCCAUAACCUCAUAUUUAACUGCAUAUCGUCUUUUAUCUCAAGGAAUACUCUGCAACAACUGCUUAGUGUUCUGAAUCAAGAUCAGUAACCCCAACCUAAUGACUAUAUAUCCCUGACUAGCCCCCAAAACUGUUUAGCAGUGUUUGUUUGUUUAGUGUUCAUUCCUAACAAGUAAAUAUCACCAUUCACCAAAAAGUUCUAUAUAGCUAUACCCCGCUUUACAUACACUCACUUUACAUACACAAAAACAUACCCGCGAGUGUACGUAACGGUGCCUCGCAAGUACGGACAUUCCCGCUCCUCUUCUGUCAGUGAGGGAACAGGAAAUGGAAGGUUCUAUUCUCGCCCGGAGCAGCUCAGUUCAGUGUCUUUGGGGCAAGAAGUUUUCACACCUUCUGACAUGGCACAGGUUAAUCAUCUCAUUCUGUUUUUGUUUUAUGGGUUGAGUUAGGAUCUGUAAACCUCAAACAUAUCAGGACAAAUGUAUAAUGUCUACUCCUAGCUGAACAUAUAUAUUUUUUUUUCUGCCCCUACAUUGUCCAUAUUCUGCAAUCGGCUGCCAUCCAGAGAAAGGGUUUACCCUGCCAUUUUCUAUAACUAUGACUUAGCAGCUUAGCUGCAUUAGCCACAAUUCCGAGGAUUCAAAGUUAAACCAUAAAUGCUUAAAGUGAUGAAGAGGUGUUUCUAAACAAAGUUUGCAACUAAGCUGCUAAUAAAUACAAAUUGGCACUGUAUUGACAGAAAAUGGCCCAGGGGCACAUUUGUUUUACUUUUCCUCUUAGUUUAAAGGGACACUCCAGGCACCCAGACCACUUCUGCCCAUUGGAGUGGUCUGGGUGCCAACUCCCACUACUCUUAACCCUGCAAGUGUAAUUAUUGCAGUUUUUUCUAAACUGCAAUAAUUACCUUGCAGGGUUAACUCCACCUCUAGUGGCUGUCAACUAGACAGCCACUAGAGGGCACUUCCUGCAUCAUAGCACAGAAAACCUGUGUGAGGACCUCCAGCGUCGCUCAAUUCCCCAUAGGAAAGCAUUGAAAAGCUAUGGGGAGCUCUAAUGCGCAUGAGCAUUAGGUCUCUCCGGCCGGUGGGUGGGAUCAGUCUCACCCACAGGCCGACGUAAUACAGCGGCCUCUGGUAAGUUACUGAAGGGGUUUUCACCCCUUCAGCAACCGGGGAUUGGGGGGCUGGGAGGGAGAGGGGACCUGCAGUGCCAGCACUGGCGUUUCCCUUUAAGGUUGUCAAAUGGUUAAAACAUUAAAGAUAAAUCUGGAAUGAGAUUUUUCUUUUUACGGUUUGUUUUAACUGAAUAAAAGCCCACUGGAUAUCACUAAAUAAAUCACUGGAAAUCUGCAGUUGCAGUAUCAGUUAUGCCUUUAAAUUACUAUUGCAAUGCAGUACAUGCAUUGGGAAGUGAAAAAAGAUAUUGCUUCGCUUUAAGUACAUUUUCGUUUUACAUAUAUGCUCUGGUCCCAUUGUGUACUUACAAGUGGGGUAUGCCUGUAGUGUGUUUUAGGUCCUGAAUAAAAGUUGUGUACUCUGAAAUUUAGUGUUUGCUAAAAAUUGUCCACUACAAAUAUCCUAACACCCUUUUCACUAGACUAAUUUAUGUAGCUCAGAUAUAAAUUAUUUAUCAAAAAGACCAAAAGGAUACCGCACUUUAAUUUAAAGAAAAGAUUAUUAAAUUGUGAUUUAUUGACACAACAUAGUAAUACUAGAUUUGAAAGGAAGUAACAUUCCGAGCGCGCAUCCCCGGACCUGCUUGGCCUCCCGAGCGCGCAUCCCGGACCUGCUUGCCUCCAUCCUGCUAUCACAGAAAAGCUACUCAAAGAGAUAUGAACAAAGAGCUAAAUUGGAAACACUGGGUUCCUUUCCUGUUCUUUGAAGAGUCUGCAUGUCAUUGAAAACCCAUCAGGAGGCCUCCUUGAUUCUCUAUGGGUAAGAUCUGACCAAAUCCUAUUAUAGAACGUUUUUCCUUAUAUUUUUAAUUUUUUUUCAGAUUUUUUGUUUUUUUCCGUUCAUUUUCUUUAUUUUUUAUGGGAUCUACAGCAACAUACUCCAGAUUGGGACAGGCUAAUAGACUCCUUGACUAUUCUUCAGGAACUUUGAUUUCACAGAUGACUGAUAACUAUUUCUCUAAGGGUUUUGCUUCUUGCAGAGGAUCAUUGGCAGGCAGUAUUGUAUAUUUUAUAAUGCUGUCACUUUAUACUCUAUGUAUAGGUAGAUUGUAUUUAUGGUGAUUUGGCAACUAGCACUUUAACAUAUCUUUUGCACUUUAACUAUGGUGGGCAAGUCAUUGAACUGUGAUGUAUAUUUAUCAUUGCACAGGAUAGAUUAACACUCUAUCUAGUAUUACUAUGUUGUGUCAAUAAAUUAUCAUUUAAUAAUCUUUUCUUUAAAUUAGAGUGUGGUAUCCUUUUGGUGUUUUUGUAUUAUUUGAUUUUGUGUUCUUAGAGGUGACCUAGAUACCUGCACCUUGUGUGCGACUAAGUGCAAGUACUAUUUUCAUUUUUUGAUUAGUUAUUUAUCAAUUGUGCGUCUUGUUUUGGCAGCUGUCAAGGAUGUGAUUGUCUGGGGGAAUAUUAAUGGAAUCAAUCACCUAGAUCUUCGUGACGCAAAAAUUUACCAGUUUGAAAGCUCUGUGUGGGGACCUCCAACCUUCUCACGUCCGUUGCUUAAUAUGAUAUAUGACAGGUGUGUCAUGUGCCUUAUAAUUAUACAGAUAAUACAUUCAUGUUUUUGCCUCUGUUAAUGUGUUAAAAACUUAUUGCUUUGUUUCAUUUUUGAAUCAUUAUGGCAAAGUAUUAUGUUUUACAGCAGUAAGAUAACAAGGUAUAUUGUUUGAGAGAGGUAAUUUUUUUUAUGAGACUGGAAAUGUCUUGAAAUAACAUUUUUGUUAAUCUUGUUUUUCUGUCUACCAUUCUGUGAGCUGGUCAGACAGGGACACCUCUACAGACCUCUGUGCAUUUAAUGUUCUAUGAAUUGAGAGAGAGUUAUUUACCAAAGUGUGAAUAUCUGGGAAUGUGGAAAUGUGGAAGUCAAAAUGGCAAAAUUGGGAAAAUUAUCCAAGUCAGUUAUGUUUCCAGUUUAGCUGUGUUGGCCUAAAAUUUGAACUUCACCUCAAAGUCAUAAAAAUUAACACUUUAUGAAAUAAUCCUGAUAGAUAUUCACAGGAUCUUUAUUUUUGCACUGAGAAUCUUAUGUAAAAUGUCUAUGGUUAGGUAUAUUUUUUCACUGGUGUGCAUUAGAGCUCAGUUAUAAAUGUUUUCACCAAGAAACCUUUAAAGCAAAUCUGUAACAUCCUGAGAUUUUUUAUAUUAUGUUUACUCAUCCCCUAUUUUAAACAAAUAUGUGUUUAUGAGUACUGCAGUAUUAAGUUACAUGUAGAAAUUAAUACUGCUGUAUUUGCUGUAUGGAAAUGAACACUUUGGAAUGGCUAAUUCAAUUAUUGUUAUAAAUGAGGGCAGGCUUAGAGCUGCAAUAUAAAAAUUGCAGUUCUCUGGGACUGCAAUAUUUAACAUUGUGGCACUAAGUGCAAAAGGGACACAGCACCCAGACCACCUCAGAGAGCUGAAGUGGUCUGGCUGCCUACAGUGUCUUUAAGCAAAAAAACAUAUGCUUAAAAAGCAGUUAUUCUUUAAUACACGUAUGUUUUCAUGUGCGUGAAUGCAAUAUUCUGACAUUUAAUUUACAAACUAGCCAAAUAAAUUAAGUAAUACAUAAUAAUGAUAAUAAAAAAAAAUCUAUUUUUGUUUCAAUAUGGCUUAUUUUCAAAUUGAACUUGGGCAAUUUAGUGCCUUCUGAAAAAUAAGCAACUCAUGAUAGAAAUGUCAUGUCAAUUAAAACAAAACACACUGGUGAAAAUUGGCUUGGUCUCUUCACUAUUGAAAAUGGCACAGCAGAGAAUAGGUUAAUAUCAAUACACACAUUGGUUGCUUGCAUAUCACAUUUAAAAGUUGUGAGAUGCUCUUGAAAUACCAAUUAAAGCUUAGAAAUAUCUGUAGUAUUUUAUAUUCAUAUCUUCAUUUCUCCUCCUAAUCCUGAUAGGAAAUGGCUUAAGAAUAACCUUGUACAAGAAUGGCGUGAAAGAAGGGAGCAUCGUUCCGGCAUGUCAGCUGCCCAUUGUAUAGCCAAAGUUUUGUCGUGGUGGCAUAAGGAUUCGGACACUGGAGAGAUAGUUUCAUUGGGUGUAAUGAGUGAAGGUUUGUAUUGGAAAUAAAACACACACAAAAAUAAAUGUAGUGGAUGAAAAAAUAUUUAGAACCAGGCCAUUCAUUAGGCUGUCUAUACAUGCACAAUUUAUUUAUUCAUACACACUCACAGUAUCUGCAUACACUGAUGUCUUUUCAUUUCAUUUUGUAUUCAUAGCCAAUAUUCCUAUAUAUAAAUAUUCUCGUUCACCAACAACAUUGCAGCUUAUGACAUCAUUAUUUGUAAAAUAUAGUUUUCAUUGUAUCUCUUCCUAAAUAUAUAUAUAUAUAUAUUUCUGUUAUAGGGGAGUUUGAGCUGCCAGCUGGUAUUGUUUUCUCCAUGCCAGUGCGAUUCCAGCACGGAGAUUGGCAGGUGUGUAUUCAAGUCACCAUCCCAGAGGAAAUGAAAGAUAUUUUAUUGCAAGCAGCCAAGGAGCUAAUCAAGGUAAUUACAUACAAAAAUCCCAAUGGUAUUUUUGGAUUGAAUAGAGGGAUCCCUAUGGUACAGUAGCUGCCUUUGAUGUUAGAGGUUGAACCUGGCCUUCUGAGUUGUUGUUUCUUUGAAUAAUAGUAUAUGUUUGCCAUAUGAUUUUUAAAUAUCUGUAAAAACAAAAGACAUUUGGUAGUGCAGAAUAUCUAUGUAACAUUACACUCUCCUUUAAAAUACCCAAAAGAAAUAAACUCACUAAUCCAAGAGCCAAUUCAAACUGCCUAUAUGUAGAUCAGCAUAAAAGUUAUUAUGGAUGUGCCUCUUUGCUUCUUUUCCAUAUGAAGCGAUCUGUAACAUUUGGAUAAUAACAGGGAGGCUCCAGUACACUUUACAAUUUUAAUGUACAAAAACAAUUUAAAUAACCCUUACAUCCAAUUUGUAAGCUCAAAGUUCAUAAAGUUAACUUAAAAUGCCACGCACAACCAACUUCCACUGUGCUUCUACUAAUUCUGUGACCCGUACUGCUCCAGUCAUUUGGGGAGUUGCCAUGUCACUUCAAUUGUCACUUGCUUUUUUGAUGCGUUUUGCUCUAUCACUUGGGCUUUCUCUGAUAACUAAUCCUGGAUCUCAAGUGUUUGAGCUGCUCACCUUUUUUCACUAAUUUAGAAGAUUGCAAACGAAAAAAACAAUCAUUACAAUUUAUAAACAACCAUUGUCAGGGCUGCCAUCAGAAAUUCUGGGACCCCUUACAAAGUCUGUCCACAGAGCUUGCCCUGACUCCACCACCCAUUACAUCACCACCUCCCAGGCACAUAAGACUGCAGUAGGUGAUGCAGUGUGUGUUUGUAAGGGAUGUAAUGUGUUUAGGUAAUGAAGCGCAUGUGUAUGGCCAGGCAUGGGGCACGGUUCGGUGGCACUGUAGAAGCUCCUGCAUGGUGCCCAUGCUGCUCUAGCAUACCCCUGCUGAAUGCAGUGUUGGGGCAUCGCCAUGGUAACCUGUUGAAAAGCUCUGACAACAAGGAAGCAUGAGAGGGAGAAGACCCAGCUAAGGAGCAGACAGACAGUCUCUGUGAAAGCCUGCAAUGUUGGGUGGAGGUAGAACUUUAACCUCCCUCUCUGUGGCUGUAUGUGUACAGCGAUAUUCGCUAUAUAAAUUUUUCUGACUGAAACAUCACAUGGAUGAAACUUGGUUCGUGUUAACCAAAUGUUUUUUGCCAUGCACAAGUCUACUAAUUAUAGAAACUUGUAACUAGUUUAUAAAACAGGUUUCAAUUAUAGACUGGUGGCUUUAAAGCCACACACAAGCCUCCAUGGGCGGUCUUCAUGAAAAAAACAUGAAAAAGUUAAAUUUUAUUAAAGCCACGCUUUAGCUUAUAUUACUUUACAAAGUAGUUUCAUUCAUGUGUUUUAAUGAAUUAAUUUCUAAUCAUUACUGCUACAAGACUUAUGCUACACAGCCCUACUAAGUAGAGGUUUGUAAAGUAUGUGCAGCACAAAUAUGCACAGUACACCCUAUGAAAACACGGAGGACCAGGAUUAAAGCUGUAAACCUUCAACAAACAUGGCACUUUCAGAGGUAAGUAUCUCUAUUGUUUUGGUGGGAGCGGGUCAAUAUAAAGGAUGAAAAACAGCGACUGAGUUAGAAUUAAUUAUUUUACACUAAUUGCAAACAGCUGGGGUUUUAUAGUGACCAGAAUUUAAUAUUGUGGAAGCUGUAUUUACACAAACGAGAGAAAUUAUUUAUGAGUGGCGAUAUGCAAACACUUGGACUCAACCAUUAGAACCUGAAAUAAUGGUGUAAUUGCUUGUUAUUAGAUCUGUACAACAAUAAUAUUACAAUUGAUUAUUUGGGUAUUGAUUUAAUUAUGCAACAGCUUAGUGCACUUUAAAUUGUAUUAUUGACAUAAAGCAGUAAUAUUUAUCCUAUUUAUCUUGCAGUCAUAGCAUCAUUAGAACAAUUACAGUGACAUGUAAUCGUCUUGCUUCUUACCCUUUAUUGCAAGCCCUGUUCAAUAAGACACCCAUUAAUAUCCCUAUUAUUUAGAUCCACCCAGGUUACAAUAGUGAUUUAUAUAGUUGUUAUCGUUCAAUAGUUGAUAUUUAAUUACCAUUCUAUAGAUUUUAGUAUCCCCUCUUUGACUAAUUCCGCAAACCUUUUAUCCAAAUCAGUUAAGGAAUUUUAUUUCACAAAAGUUAAAUAAGUGAUGUCCUAAUGUUAAAUAUCUCAUAAAUCCAACAUAAUAAGUAGCAGUCCAUUUUUAUUCACCCCAGUAAACAUGAUCACACAUUUACUUCCUCCACUAUUUUGGGCCCCAUUAUUUUGAAACAUACUCCCAUGAUAACUUGACCAUCUGCCCAGUCCACACCUAUUAUGAAUAGGUGCAAUGUGUAGAGUAGAUCUAUUUUACUACAAAUGUAUUUAUCAAUAAAAUGUUUUAAUUAGAUUUCUAGUUCUCAAGUCUGCCCUGGAUAAUAUUUAUACAUUUUACAAUUUAUGGAGGGUUACUCUUUUUUUUUUUUUUUUAAACUCUGUCGAAGAAGGCUGUUCUGCCCUUUUGCUUUUUGAAAGACUCGACAUAAAGUGCUAAUGAGUAGAUUGGAGGGUGAGGCUAGGGGGUGGGAACAUCUGGAGGGAGCAACUUAGGUAGUGUAGAGGCUGUUAGAAGAAAUGAUUAUGGACCAUUAGAGAGCCUAGUUAGUUCUUUUAAUAGUUUUAUGGUUUCCUUGAAAAACAAAGCUGCAUAAUGAGUUUCUUUGUGUGACCCUUAUGAAAAAGAAUUUGUGGUACAAAUGAAAAUACUAGAUAUUUUAUAGUUUAAGACAACUUGUGUUUUGCUUAGUCAACCAUCUCUAAAAGAAAUACUUUGUAGGACCUGGCAACAUCUAUUUUGAUAAUGUCUAAUGGCUUUGCAAACCAUAGGUAUAGAUCGUGUUUUCUGAGAGUCCCUUGUUGAGUCAAGAAAUUACAGAUCAGACACAUGGACAUUCCAGAUGCAUGUGGGUUCUCCCUUUGUUCUCUUCACUUUAUUCAGUGGAGGAAGCCAGAACAUGGGUGCAUGAAAAAUGCAGAGUAAAACUUAUAAAUGGAAGGUUAGCUAAUCAAACUUUGCUUCACUUAUCUCUUAAAAACAUGAUGUACUGCGCCCUUGAAAAGAUGUACUAACACAAUGUGGUCACAGUUUAUUUUAAUUAGAAACUUUAUUGAUGGGUAGCAAAUCUAUUUAGACAAUUGUGUGGUUUAUUUUAGUUUUUUUAAUCACUAAAGUAAGAUGUUUAAAAUUAUUUAAUUCAGGAAAAAGCAAUUGGGCUAGGAUUGCCCCAAGAAUAUGAAAUAAAUGAUAAACCAAGCGAACAAACCGUUAUUGGUAAGUAGCAUUUUUUUUAUAAUUUCAUUACAAUAUCUCUAAAUGUCACUGUAAAUUAAAUAUUCUCAUGUGACAACAUUUAAGUUCAGAUGUAUAAUUCAGAUGUCCUGUUGUGAUGAUUUCACAAAAUUUCAGUAUUUAACUCUCAAGUCGUUAGCUUAUAUAUCAGAGUAUGAAGAUACUGCAGAAAAUAACCAGCAUCGAUUUUCAGGGUGAGGAUGUGUUGAUCCUGAGACCUUUCAGCUGUCACACUGAUGUGGGCUACAACAUAUUGAUAUUAUUACAGAGUACGGCAUUCGGAUAUAAAACAAAACUUAUAUUUAAUGCCUAAUUUGAAAUUGGGCAUCUCCACUGCAAUCACUAGUAGAUGCACUACCCACAGAGCUAUCCUUAAAUUGGUGAAUUUGAUCUUAGUAUACAACAGUGGUUAAUGAGUUAAAAGGUGUUUCUAACGUUAAAAAGGUGCUCAGUUGCGUAUUUUAAUUCCACUUAAUGCACCACACUGUCUCCUUCUGCAUCCUAAUUACAGUGAGAGAAUGAGGACAUACAAGAAUGGCAAAGCUAAUGUAUGUUGACAUUAACUUUGAUACAUAAGUGUAUGUAAAGCAUAUGAUACGUGAAAAUGCUUGGUGCAAUGAACAUCACUAAUUUCAAGGCAAAGCAGUAUUUUUAUGUCAACUUUUUAAACCCAUGAAAUGCCAUAUCAAUCUCCAGUAUUCUGGUGUGCUAGGAUCAUCCUUGGUGAGGAUGGUGGCAAUGUAUGGGUUCUAAAUUCCUCAAUAUUUUUUGUAUACACUGAUCAGCCACAACAUUAAAACCACUGGCAGGUGAAGUGAAUGAGAUUGAUUAUAUUGUUACAAUGGCACCUGUCCAGGGGUGGGAUACAUUAAGCAGCCAGUGGACAGUCAGUUCUUGAAUAUUAUGUUCUGGAAGCAGGAAAAACGGGCAAACAAAAAGAUCUGAGUGAUUUUGACAAUGGCCAAAUAGUGAUGGCUUGACGGCUGGGUCAGAGCAUCUCCAAAACAGCAAGUCUUGUGGGUUGCUCCUGAUGUGCAAUGGUAAGUACCUACAAAAGUGGUGCAAGGAAGGACAACCAGUGAAUCAGUGUCAGGGUCACUGAUGCCCAAGGCUCAUUGAUGCACAUGAGGAAUGAAGGCUAGCCCAUUUAAUACUGUAGCUCAAAUUGCUGAAAAAAGUAAAUAAAAAAGUGAUAGAAAGGUGUCAGAACACACAAUGCAUUGCAGUUUGCUGCGUAUGGGGCUGCAUAGAUACCGAACGGUCAGAGUGCCCAUGAUGACUUAUGUCCACCAACGAAAGUGCCUUCAGUGGGGACAUGAGUGUAAGAUCUAGACCAUGGAGCAGUGGAAGAAGAUUACCGUGGUCUGAUGAAUCUUGCUUUAUUUUAGAUCAGGUGGAUGGCCAGUUGCAUUUGCGUCAUAUAUCUGUUGUAGAGAUGGCACCAGGAUGCACCAUGGGAAGAACGCAGCUGGUGGUGUUGUUAUGCUCUGGGCAAUGUUCUGCUGGGAAACCUUGGGUCCUGGCAUUCAUGUGGAUUCUUGCAGCGUGGCAUCUUGCCACACUGCAAGAAUUGUUCAGGAAUGGUUUUAGGAACAUGACAAAAAGUUAAAGUUGUUGCCUUUACCUCCAGGUUUUCAAGAUCUUAAUCCGAUUUCUCAGACAUAUUAAUAUUUUGUCCCACAAUUAUCCCUAUAUAUUGAGCAUCUGUGGGAUGUGCUGGAACAACAAAUCGGAUCCAUGGAAGCCUCAUCUAACAAUUGCAGGACUUAAAGGAUCUACUGCUAAUGUCUUGGUGCCAAAGAAUCUGCUGCUAAUGUCUUGGUGCCAGAUACCAAAGGCCACAUUCAGAGGUCAUGUGGAGUCCAUGCCUGAAUGCAUCAGAUCUGUUUUGGUAGCACUAGGGGGAAGUACACAAUACAAUAUAUAAAAGAAUAGGCUUUUUGUUUUGUGGCUAAUUAUUAUAAGUAAGCGGUAUAUUUUGCAUGUUCUGUCAUCCUCUGUCUCUUCAUACAGAUGGCAAGUCACUGCUAACUGAGCACACUGUUAACCUAUGAAUGAUAUAUUUUCAUUUUAACUUAAAGGGACACUCUGGGCACCAACAUCAUCAGAAUUAAGUUUCUAUGGUGCCUGGAGGUCCCCAGCAACGACUUACUUUUAAGGAUUAAACCAUUCAUGAAAAAAAGAGAAGUGGAUGGACAGGGGCAGAGCUAAAUGGUGCUGGAUUAAAGAUGUUAGGGUUAAACCAUUCGUAACAGGUCAACCCCUAAACGUAAGCUGGUACUAGGGACCUCAUGACCCCGUAACAACUUAAUUCCAAUGAAUGUUAUGGUGCUCAGAAUGUUCCUAUAACUUUUUGUCAGAAGUGGUGAUUUUCACUUGCAGCACUUAUAGUGUUUAUGUCUUAGUAAUUAAUUUAUGUAUUAAUAUAUCAAUGGGGGAAUGUUUAGUAGGGAGUUUAGUUGUAGGCAAACAAGUUUGAACCAUUAUGCACAAGUUGGACGCAAAACAUGAUGUGGCUCAAUCUAUCCAUUUUAUUGACAUUUUAUUGUAUACUUAGAAAAUAGAACAGACAACGGGCAGAAUGCUAGGUAAAAUUUGAUUUUUUUUUUUUUUACCUGUAGAACCAAGUUCUGUGGACCUUCUACCAAAACCUGAUGUGGAAAAUAGCAGUGUGCUGCCAAUGGAAAAUAUCAUCAGUGAACCCGUGGAAAGAAUUAGCAGUCCAUUUAUAGAAAAUAUAAGCGAUCAACCUGUGGAAAGGAUUAGUAGUCAACCCAUGGAAGAUAUAAGUGAUAAACCAGUGGAAAGAAUCAACAGUCCAUUGGGGGAAAAUAUCAACAAUCAAACUGUGGAACAAAUCAGCAGUCCACCAUUGGAAAACAUCAGAGAAUAA
Pelobates cultripes (western spadefoot toad) is the source of this 20162-nucleotide messenger RNA. NCBI's taxonomy places the organism in Eukaryota, Metazoa, Chordata, Amphibia, Anura, Pelobatidae. The record is from the annotation of a GenBank genome assembly.